This is a messenger RNA of Aethalodelphis obliquidens (Pacific white-sided dolphin), 8517 nucleotides long. It is a transcript of the gene CSRNP1, whose product is annotated as cysteine and serine rich nuclear protein 1. Gene Ontology annotation, biological process: regulation of transcription by RNA polymerase II. Bases 5569 to 7338 code for a protein of 589 amino acids. The record is from RefSeq and is a predicted model, not a curated record. Gene Ontology annotation, cellular component: nucleus. The transcript is spliced from 5 exons. Gene Ontology annotation, molecular function: sequence-specific DNA binding; DNA-binding transcription factor activity, RNA polymerase II-specific. NCBI's taxonomy places the organism in Eukaryota, Metazoa, Chordata, Mammalia, Artiodactyla, Delphinidae.
CCGGGCCGGGCGACGGGACCUUGAGGAGGGGGUGUCCCGCACGGGACGCGCUGCUUCCCGGACCCUGCCGUUUGCCCCCCGCCACUUUGAGCGGGUGCCAGGGCGGGGACAGCCCGGCCCCGGACGGCGCGCCACGGCCGGAGUCCGGGUCGGGAAACCGGGAGGCGACAGUCUCAGGUUGUCCGCUCCCCCUCCCCGCCCCGCCGCCGGGACCCCAAGAGGUCCCGGCGCCCCGAGCGCGGGGCGGGUGGCUGCCCCGUGGUUGCGCGCUGGCGGCGGGCUGGCCACGGGCGCGCGUCCGCGGGUGAGUUCCCUUUUGACCCAGUUGCCUGAGAACUUUUCAGAAGUUCCUCGCGUGGCCGGAGCAGGUGACAUUUGUCGCCUUCCUCCUCGGGCUCCCCCCGGGGGCGGGUGCCGGGGCUGCGGCGAGUGCCCGGCGUCAGUCAGGGAGGGAGUGGAGGGGUGAGAGUGGAGUGAGACUCCGUGAGUCACGGACCCCGGGAGGGAGGGAGGAGGAGGGAUUGUGUCGUACGCUCACCUGUUUGUCAGUCACCGUCACACGCAGAGGCCACCGCUGUGAGUCAUGGGUGCAGCUACACCGGCCACCCGCGGGCGCAUGUAGGCUUCCCCCACGCACGGCUCCCUCCCCAGCACGUACUUCCUACAGGUCCUCAGUUUCCCCUCCCGGGGGCCCUUACACCGGCACGGCACUGUUGAGAUGCCCACACUACAGCAGCCGUCACACACUUAGUCACUCCUGCUCCCUGGCACAGUCACACACAGCCCACACUCCUGACACAAGGGGGUCCCUCCCGGGCUCCACUGCCCACUCGACACCUCCACUCAGAUGUCUCACAGUCCUCUAGAGCGGAACUCAUAGCUUACCCCCAAAUCCUCAUCAUCACUGCCUUCUUUGGUCCCCACCUCCAGAGGUCACCGGGUUCCCUUCCCCUUUCUCCUAAGCCUUUGGCCUGUCAUCUCUCACCUAGCUCUGGCAGCUUGGUCCAACCGGUCACACCCCCUUCUGUCCCUUGCUGAGCCAUCUUUUUAAAAUGCAAAUCUGGUAUUGUCACUCCCUACUUCAACCCUUCUGUGGCUUCCUGUGCCCUCAGGCUAAAGCCUGCCCUGUCAGCCCUGGCUCCCUGGCUCCUGAAGCCCCCUCCCAGGCCGUCCCUUCCCCCUCAUCUCUCUGCCUCUUCCUCUUCAAGUCCCUCCCGCUUCCUGUGCUCCCCUCUCUCUCUGGAGCUUUUCCUACAUCCCAUCCUUUACUCCAAGAGAUCUGUCUUCACCCCCAGCUGUACCCCUCCCACCCUCCAUCCUACCACCCAGCACGGUUUGUAACCCAUUAUACUCCUCCCCACUCAACUCAAAACUUCAAGGGGGCAGCACUGGUCUGUGUCUUGCUCCCUGUAUGCCCAGGUGUGUGACACAGUGCUUGGCAUGUCUUAGGCGCUCCAUAAAUAUUUGUUGAAGGAAUGAAUGAAUGAGAGUGAAGGGGGCCUUGCUUAGGUGGAAGAAGCAGUCUCUGUCAGGUGCAGUUUCCUUUCUGCAGGAGCAGUUGCCUCAUGUAGCCAGCAAACGUUUGGCACCUCCCCAGUGCCAGGCCCUGGAGGCCAAGGCUGAGGAACUGUCCCCUCUCCCGGGGAUCACUUUUGGAGGGAUGGGUGGGGGAGGGGUGUGCCAAGGCUCCCUGCCUGCCCUCUCUGGGCUGCCUUGGCUGCCUUUCUAGCCAGUCCCCAUGGGGGCCUGAGGUGCUCAGAGGUGCUCUCUCCUUCUGCCAGUAAGUAGUUCCUGAGGAUCCGAGGUCAUCUGACCCCAGGUACUGGGGGGAGCUGGCCUGGCCUGGCCAAGGCCUGGGGCUCUGAGGUUAAAGGACAUUCUUCAAAUUCCUGAAGGAGGGUGGAGGCAGCUGAAGGUUCCCCCUUCUCAAUACCAGCUCUCACUGGGGGCCAGGGCAUUGGGACAGCUGUGGUCGAAGAGGAGUUGGUGUGACUUUUCAGAGGCCUGGGGAUUCCUGCCCCCAAACAGCCUUUGUUUGCCUGGUAUCCAGGGUGAGGUGGCCUUCCCUUGGCUCACAUGGUGUGGCCUGAGUGUGUAGAUAGUUGUGGCUAGUAGGGUGGGGAGGCGCCCCUCCUCCUCCUGGGCUGUCAGCUUCUGUGGGUGGUGACGGCAGGACGGCCUGAUUCUCAGGGCCCAGGCAGAUCCCGGAAGAAGCCUGGUUCUCUUCGAUUCGGGGCCUGUCUCCGGGGCUCCUUGGGGGUGUGGUAUUUCUGUCUGAGCAGGCUCCUGGGAAUUGCUUUUCCUUCCUCCAGGACCCUCGGAGGGGGCUGUGCUCACCCUGGGAACCGUGCCACGGUCAGGAUCUUGAUUCCUGGGUAGCUGCUGAGGGCCCCUCCCCCACCCUCUGACUCACUGUCUGACACUUUUCUUGGACUCUUUCACUAUCUUUCAUUCCUUUUCUGACUUGGCCUCUCCUGUCUCUGGCUGAGUCUUUUUGUCUCAUCUGCCUCUGCCUCUCUCAGCCUCUGGAUCCCUAGGUCGGGCGGCGGAGCACAAGAGCCAGGGGCUCUUCCUCCUCCCCAGUGUCAGGGAGGAGAUGAUUUCCCAUUUCCAGGUCUGCAGAUUUUGCUGGGUGCUCAUCAUUAGAACCUGCACCACGGGCUGUAGCUUUCCUGUGUCCCCGUUUCCCUGUCUGCAGCCUUGGAGUUUAUAACCCCCUCACCUUAAGCUCCCAGUCUGUAGACAUCCCUGAGGCAGAGCCAGGGUGUCUGGCUUGAACCUGCUUCCUUAACACUCCUUCUAUUUGUUUACUCUUGGGGAACCUCCUGAGAUGCCUGUGUUGGCACCUGCCUGCAGCCUGAGCUUCCUUUUCCUGCUCUCAGAGCUACCCCCUUCUGGGUGCUAUUCUUGCUCAAACCCUCAGGCACAGGUUGGGGGAUGGGCACGUCCUCCCCUCCAACUAACUGUGACAGGAGCAGGAGGAGGGCACACUGACCAGCGGGCCCCCGUGACCUCAUGUGCCUAAAUUGUUUCUCUGUGUAUACCUGAUCUGCAGCGUCAGCUGCCUACCUCUGAUGGUCCUCAGGAGGCUUCUCUGUGCCAGACUCUAUUCCAGGCACAGGCACAGUGCCGAUCAGGCCGAGAGGCCUUCAGCCUGGCAUGAGGGAGAUGAGCAGUGAGGCCAUUGCAGGAAGGGGCCGUAAGGGCUGCGAUGGGGGAAUCCCAGAGCCCGCGGGAGCCCAGAGAGUCAUGUAGUGGGGAGGAGUGAGGGUUUCAGGGAGGCCUUCUUGGAGAUGACUUCUAAAGGGGAGUGAGGCUGGGUUCCAGCUUGUGCAAAGGCCAGGAGGUGAGCAGGUCAUGGCCAUUUGGGCAACUGCAAGUUCAGCUGGAGUAUAAAGUGAGGGGGCUGGGGAGAGUCUUGCAUGAUGAAUCUGGAGGGGAGGCAGCAGCCAGGCCUUUAUCAGCCUCUUUGUGGACUUGUGGAAUUGUGGACUUGAUCCUAAGGGCUCCCCUUAGGGAAUGAUUUUCUGCAUGGGGGUGGCAGUAGAUAAACACGCGGUUUAAUAAGAUCACUCUAGCUGUAGGGUAAAGAGUGGCUGCGGGCAGAGGGCAGAAACAGAGGCAGGGGACAUGGGUAGUAGCAGUGGAACAGAGAGAUAGGGGUAACAGACUUACAGAAUUGAAGGUGACAUACGUAAAAUGCACAAAGUAUAUGAAUCUUAUGUGUACAGUGAGAUGUUUUAGACACUCAUGGAACCACCACCCAGAUCAACAUAGAAUAUUUCUAGACACCCCUCACCCCCGACCCCCCCCCCCCCCCCGCCAGGAAAAUUCCCUCAUGACUGUCCCCAGUGCAUGCCCUUCCCACUUGCUGGAUAACCACGAUUCUGAACUGUAUCAUCACUGAUUGGGUUUAUCAUCACUGAUUGGGUUUGCCUUUUCUUGAACUUCAUUCACAUGUAAUCUUGUGUCUGGCUUCCGUCACUGAACAUGAUAUCAGUGAGAUCCAUCUGUAUUGUGUGUAUCCAGGAGCUCUUUCUUUUUUUCUCAGUGUAGAAUGACACAUUCACCAAGCAUUUACCACUGUUCUAAGAACCUGGCAUGUAAUGAUUCACAUAAACUUCCCAUCCCUGUGAGGUUGGUUGUAAGACAAAGAAUUGACGACACAGAGAAGUUAAGGAACUUGCCCAGGGUCACCCAGCCAACUGAUAGCCAAGACAGGGUUCGAAUGUAAGCAGUCUGGUUCUGGAGCCAAGGUUUUCUUAACACUAUGCUGGGUGGCCUCCGUGAUACCUACCAAGUCUGUGCCUGGCCUUGUGUGGCUUAAAUGAGCUAAUGUGUACUUCCAGGACUGGGUGACUGGAUGUGGAUGGAGGGAGACAGGAAGGAGUUGAGGAUGACUGCAGGUUUCUGGCUUGAGUAAGUGGGUGGGUGGCAGUGCUGUUACUAAGAUAGGGAACACAGGAAGAGGAACAGAUGGCAUGGGGGGUGGGGAACAGAGACAAGGGGUUCGAUUUGGGGCCUGCAGAAUUUUGUUUCUAAGGGAUGGCCAGGCAGAGAGACCAAGUGAGCCUUUGGCUUGGGGGAAUCUCAGGCUUAGGUGUGUGAUUAGGACAGCAUUCAGCACCCUGUAGACAGCAUCUGGAGUUUGGGAAAGGAUGGGGUCUCCCAACAGGAUUGUGGUGGGGACAAGAUGGGUGGGUUGUGGUUUGUCCUUGUGUGUUUCUGUGUCUGGGUGCCUCUGUGCUCUGUCUGCUUGUGUAAAUGUGUGUGUAUGCCUGCCUCUGGGCCAUGAGUUCCCGCAUCUCCUGUGAGAGCCUUCAGGUCAGCUGAGAGCUGGGUUGUGUUUGUUUGUGGUUUGACCCUGGGGGGUGGGGGCUGGUGCCAAGCCUGAGAAACUGUUUGCUGAGAAGCCCCCGGAAACACCUGUGCGUCCUCCUUCCUUGGGACCGUUGUUGUUGGAGGGUUGGCAAGUCGGGGAGCUUCUCUUGCUGCUCAUGUGCCUGUGGGGAGAGGCUGCCCCUGGGAUGAAUUUCAUCUAGCAAGUUGGUUGACGGCAUACUGCCUGGGUCUGGGAUCCACAGACUUUGUGGAAGGCUAGGCAAACGGGGAUAGGGGUGUUUAGAAAGGACACCUGAGUAGGGGAGAUCGCCAGCCUUCUGGUUGGUUUUUCCUGUUCACUCUCAUUUCCUGUGAUGGCAGUGGGGGAGGGGCUCCCCAGCACUGGGGCCUCUGCAUCGUUUCCCCUUCCUCCUGGUGAGAGGCACAGAGAGACAAGGUAGCUGGGCUCAGCCCUAAGGGCCGAGUCCUUUGGGGAUUCCCAAGCAGUGGAAGGGGUUGUUAUUUGCUGCAGCAUUUAAGGGAAGGAGCCCCAAGUGCCCUCCACUCGGUUGAGGCCAGCCAAGCUGUGGGAAUCUCUGGUUGCACUCCUGUGGAGGGCUGAGACCCUUAAAGGGGAGACACAGUGAGCAGUGUAUCCUGGGGUGCUCCAAGUCACCCAGCUACGGACGGGAGAGCGUCGUCUUGGCCGGCUGUCUGUGCCCAGACCCCAGAGUACCCCUCACCACCAUGACUGGGCUGCUGAAGAGGAAGUUCGACCAGCUGGAUGAGGACUCCUCCUCACUCUGCUCGUCCUCCUCCUCUUUGUCCUCCUCGGGCCGCCACUCUCCCUCCUGCUCCCCGAGCUCUUCGGCCUCACCGUCUUGGGACUCGGAUGAGGAAGGCCCCUGGGAUCAGAUGCCCUUGCCUGACCGCAACUUCUGUGGCCCCCGAAGUUUCACCCCCCUGUCCAUCCUGAAGCGGACCCCCCGGAAGCGCCCAGGCCGGGUAGCCUUCGAUGGCAUCACUGUCUUCUACUUCCCUCGGUGCCAGGGCUUCACCAGUGUGCCCAGCCGCGGCGGCUGCACCCUGGGUAUGGCCUCCCGCCACAGUGCCUACCGCCGCUUCUCCCUGGCCGAGUUUACGCAGGAGCAAGCCCGGGCACGGCAAGAGAAGCUGCGCCUACGCUUGAAGGAGGAGAAGCUGGAGGCGCUAAGAUGGAAGCUUUCGGAGGCCGGGAUACCCAAGACGGAGGCCAGCCUGCCGCUUACAGUGGACACCAUAGAUGAUGCCUCUGUGGAGGAGGAUUUGGCAGUGGCCGUGGCAGGUGGCCAGUUGGAGGAAAUGACCUUCCUCCAGCCCUACCCAGCCCGGAAGCGGCGGGCUCUGCUGCGGGCCUCGGGCGUGCGGAGGAUCGAUCGUGAGGAGAAGCGAGAGCUGCAGGCCCUGCGCCAGUCCCGGGAGGACUGUGGCUGUCGCUGUGACAGGGUCUGUGACCCUGAGACCUGCAGCUGUAGUCUGGCGGGCAUCAAGUGCCAGAUGGACCACACAGCGUUCCCCUGUGGUUGCUGCAGAGAGGGCUGUGAGAACCCUAAGGGCCGUGUGGAAUUUAAUCAGGCGCGAGUUCAGACCCAUUUCAUUCACACGCUCACCCGCCUGCAGCUGGAGCAGGGGGCCGAGAGCCUUGGGGAGCUGGAGGCCCCGGCCCAGGGUGCCGCAUUCAGCCCCAGCGAGCAGGUCCUGGCCCCCACGUUCCCACUGGCCAAGCCCCCCGUGAGCAGCGAGCUAGGAGACAACAGCUGCAGCAGCGACAUGACCGAUUCGUCCACAGCUUCGAGCAGCAGCGAGGCACCCAGUGGCUCUGCCCACCCGGCCCUGCCCGGCCCCGGCUUCCAGCCCGGAGUGGACGAUGACAGCCUGGCUCGGAUCCUGAGCUUCAGUGACUCUGACCUGGGUGGAGAGGGGGAGGAGGAGGAGGAAGGGGGUGUGGGCAGCCUGGACAACCUCAGCUGCUUCCACCCAGCUGACAUCUUUGGUACCGGUGACCCCACUGGCCUGGCCAGCUGGACCCACAGCUAUUCCAGCUCCAGCCUCGCGUCAGGCAUCCUGGAUGAAAACGCCAACCUGGAUGCCAGCUGCCUCCUCAACAGUGGCCUUGAAAGCUUGGGGGAAGGCAGCCUCCCCGGCCCCCCGGUGCCAGCCAUCACGGAUGCCGGCCAGAGCAGCUCAGUGGACCUGAGCUUGUCCUCCUGUGACUCCUUCAAGCUGCUCCAGGCCCUGCCAGACUAUAGUCUGGGGCCCCACUACACCUCCCAAAAGGUGUCUGAUAGCCUGGACAACCUCGAGGCGGCCCACUUCGCCCUGCCUGCCUUUUCUCCCCCUGGGGACGCCAGUACGUGCUUCCUGGAGUCCAUCAUGGGCUUGUCUGAGCCAGCCGCCGAGGCCCUGGCUCCCUUCAUGGACGGCCAGUUGUUUGAGGACACUGCCCCAGCGUCGCUGGUGGAGCCUGUGUCUGUGUGAGGGUUAGGGUGCCUUUUCCCGGCCCCAAGAGCCCUGUUGCUGCUUCAUUGUAAUUGGGGGCUCCCUGAGGUCUGCCUGUAUGUAACGGUCUCCCAUUGGCUGGCUCCCAUGUGGGCACUCCUAAUUUUCAUGCAACACUCUGGAUUUAUUUAUUUAUUUUUGUAACCUUCUGUGCUGAAGCGGGACGGGGGGGGGCACUUCCCCUUUCAGCCGCCUGGUCCCCCAUAUGCCCACACCCUCUCUUCCACUUCCAUGGCCGUGCCAGGAGCAGGAAGAAAUGUGGCUCCCCUGGAGCUUUGCAGACUCCUUUUCGGUCUUGUAUGAUGUUCCUAAGCCCAAAGACAGCCACACAGGGCUGAAAUCAGCCACUUCUUAAGGCUUCUUCUGCCACCCUGAGCCCUAGACUCAUGGGUGGCUGAAUCCUCUGGACUGUGAAGACUAUAAUUUAUUUCCAUAAUUUAUUUGGAGACUAGGUGGCUGGCAGGCAAUGCUAGGGCUGGGGUGGGGCACAGACCCAUGCGAGUCCCUUUGCCUUUUAGUCCUGCAGCCCUGCCCUUGCCGGGGCUUUGCUGUAGACCAGGCAUGGAUUUGAGCCCUCUGUCUAAUGUGGCAGCUGCCCUGCUCCGGCUGGCUGAGCAAGCCGGAGCUGGCCUGGGACAGCAUCUGGGCAGGGGGAGGGGCUGGGCUGACCAACCGUGACCAAAACCCUCUUCUGCCCCACGCAGCCCCCUCUCCUUCCUGUCCUCUGCCCCAUCUUCCCCCUCCCCAAAGGCUGCAGCUUUUAUUCCAAGCCCAUCAAUGUAGGAGGGGGAAGCAGGAGGCCCAGAGAGGGCAAGGGGCUGCCCCAGGGCCUGUAGCACGCCCCUGACCACUCAGGGCUUUCCAGGCACGCACUCCAGCCUGGUCCACCUGCCUGUACCCUAAGGCCAGUUGGCCAGGGGCGAGGGGUGGCUCCUUAUGGCUUUCAUGCCCUUUGUUUGCAGAUGUUGAAUUUCGCAUCAUAGUUUCUAUAUUGUCCCUGAGUAUUAGAACUGUAAUUUAUUCAUUUUUCUGUGUCUGUGCCAAGAAGCCCAGGCUCUGGGCCUGCCCUCUUGCCUAGGAGGCCUUGCCAGCCUGCGAGCUUGUGGGAACACCUUGUACCUGAGCUUACAGGUACCAAUAAAGAGGCUCUAUUUUUCA